AGUUCACUUUACCUAUAUUCAUAAAAAUAGAUAUAGAUAUACCAUAUAUCUAACAACACAUAUCAUUGGUAUAAUAAUAAUGUUAUCUGAAAUGGAAAAAAACAAGAAAAUAUUGACUGAAACCCUAAUGAAAGGAAGAGAUUCUGCUAAGAAACUCCAAAGUUUACGUCGUCGGAGACUGAACUUUGACGGGUCGGUUUCUGUUGAAGAUCUUUUGGUGGAAAUAUUGGCAUCUUUUACUUGUGGUCUUUCUAUGUUGAAUUCUUGUGAUUCCGAUGAUACUUUUGGGGUUCCGGCAGAUUCUUCCGUUGACCAGAUGCCGGAAGUUUACUCCGGGAAGAAACCGGCACAGGCUACUAAGGAACGAAGAGGAUGUUACAAAAGAAGAAGGACAAUUGAUUCAAGGACUGAAAUUAGUAGUACAUUUCAUGAUGAUUAUGCAUGGAGGAAAUAUGGUCAAAAGGAGAUCCUCAACUCUAAAUUCCCAAGAUGCUACUACAGGUGCACCCACAAACAUGUUCACGGGUGUAAAGCACUCAAACAGGUGCAACAACUAGAAGAUGAAUCAAACAAAUUUCACAUCACAUAUUUUGGCAAUCACACUUGUCCUAGUCCAAAUAACUUUUCACACCAUGGACUUGUCCUUAAUUUUGAUAAAGAUUCUAAAAACCAUCCUUAUUUCUCAAACAGUCCCUCCACUAUUACGAAUAUCCAAACUCACCCCUUCGUAAAACAAGAAGUUGACUCCAAGACCCAAAGUACUGAUGCGUCUGACAAUAUUUCAUCAGCCAAUAACGACGACCAUACAUCCCCAGCUUUGGUGUGGAAUGAUGGAUUUAUGGGUUCAUCUCUCAUGGGGUUUGAGUAUAACCAUGAAGAUUCUUGUAGCUCUCAUAGCUAUCUAAACUUGGACUUUCUUGAUGGUGAUCAACUACUAGAUGAUGUUCACUUUAAUGAAGCGUUUCCCCAAUGACAUCGAUCUUGUAUGACUGUAUUUUACAAUGUACAAUGGUCCUCCGCUUGACUAUUAUGGUUUAGGGAACAAAUUGGUCAUUAUGAAUACACCAACUUCCUUAUUUGUGAUAUCGUCACACGGCUAGACAGAGGCAUACAAAGACCUUCUAUUCUGCCACGCACAUUGAUGUUUUGAUGCCCAUGCUUGCGUAAUUUUAGCUUAUUAUCAGUGUUUUUGCUCAUGUCUUUUGAGUCAUAAAUACUAUACCCUUUAGAAGUCGUUGUAGUGAAAAAUAGUUCUUGUAAUUAGAUACAUAUUGUAAUCUUAUAAUUAGGAGUUAUUACUACCGUUAUGUUUUAUAUUGUCAAGUGCGUUUUAGGUAAAGUAACCUCAAGAAUAAGUCUCACUACUCGGUAGAGGUGUGUAUAUAGCGUGAGAUGCACAAAGUAUAAUGUAAUCUACUAUGGUUUUGAUUUUGAUACGAAAAGUUUCCAUUUUAAUGUA
Messenger RNA from Erigeron canadensis, 1459 nucleotides. Its product is annotated as WRKY DNA-binding transcription factor 70-like. Gene Ontology annotation, molecular function: DNA-binding transcription factor activity; sequence-specific DNA binding. The record is from RefSeq and is a predicted model, not a curated record. Bases 80 to 973 code for a protein of 297 amino acids. The transcript is spliced from 3 exons. Gene Ontology annotation, biological process: regulation of DNA-templated transcription. NCBI's taxonomy places the organism in Eukaryota, Viridiplantae, Streptophyta, Magnoliopsida, Asterales, Asteraceae.